GAGUUGGGUCGAGGAGGAGUGAGUUUUAGAGGCGCUCGGCUAGCAGGACCUGCGCCUGCAGAGAGCGUGGCCGCCCGGGCUCCUAGCCUCCUCCACCGCGCGCUCCGCGUGUCCGCUUUCAGCACCGGAGCGGAGAACAGUUCCCAGCAGCCCGCAGCGCUGCCCGGCGCCGCCGCCCUCACCUGCCGCCACCCGGGGGCUCGGGCCCCCUGAAAACCCGCCGGGCACGCCGCCCUCUCCUUCUGUGGGUGCGCUGCUGAGCACCGGUGAAGCAUCCGGCGGCCUCGGGGAGCGCUGAACAAGUCCAAGCAGAAUGUACCAGGGACACAUGCAGAAAAGUAAAGAACAAGGAUAUGGAAAACUAAGCAGUGAUGAAGACCUCGAAAUAAUUGUUGAUCAAAAGCAGGGAAAAGGCUCUAGGGCGGCAGAUAAGGCUGUUGCCAUGGUGAUGAAGGAGAUACCGAGGGAGGAGUCUGCUGAAGAAAAGCCCCUCCUAACUAUGACAUCACAGCUGGUGAAUGAGCAACAAGAAAGCCGGCCCCUCCUGAGUCCCUCCAUUGAUGAUUUUCUAUGUGAAACCAAAUCGGAGGCAAUACCAAGACCAGUCACGUCCAAUACAGCCGUAUUGACCACAGGCUUAGAUCUCCUUGACCUGAGUGAACCAGUCUCUCAAACUCAAACCAAGGGCAAGAAAUCGGAACCUUCAUCAAAAACUUCAUCUCUCAAGAAAAAGGCUGAUGGACCUGACUUCAUCAGUGCAGAUGCUGAGCCAAGAGGCCAGCCUCUCCGAGCCUCAGAGACUUCAUCAUUAGAUUUAGACAUUCAAACUCAACUGGAAAAAUGGGAAGAUGUGAAGUUUCAUGGAGAUCGAAGCAGCAAGGGGCAGCCAAUGGCAGAGAGAAAAUCAUGCUCAUCCAGAACUGGAUCAAAAGAGCUCUUAUGGUCCUCAGAGCAUAGAUCUCAACCAGAACUGAGUGGUGGAAAAAGCGCUCUCAACUCAGACUCGACUUCAGAGUUGGAAUUAGUGGCUCCAGCCCAGGCUCGACUGACAAAAGAACAUCGCUGGGGAAGUGCACUACUCUCUCGAAACCACUCCCUAGAAGAGGAAUUUGAAAGAGCAAAAGCAGCAGUGGAGUCAGAUACAGAGUUUUGGGACAAGAUGCAAGCAGAAUGGGAAGAAAUGGCAAGGAGAAACUGGAUAUCCGAGAACCAAGAAGCCCAGACUCAAGUUACAAUCUCAGCUAGUGAGAAGGGCUAUUACUUUCACACUGAGAAUCCCUUCAAGGACUGGCCAGGAGCGUUUGAAGAAGGUCUGAAGAGAUUGAAAGAAGGGGACCUGCCAGUCACCAUCCUGUUCAUGGAGGCAGCAAUUCUUCAGGACCCCGGAGAUGCCGAGGCGUGGCAGUUCCUCGGGAUAACACAAGCCGAGAAUGAAAAUGAACAAGCAGCCAUUGUCGCCCUCCAGAGGUGUUUAGAAUUGCAGCCUAACAAUUUGAAAGCUCUGAUGGCUUUGGCUGUGAGCUAUACCAACACUGGCCACCAGCAAGAUGCGUGUGAUGCUCUCAAGAACUGGAUUAGGCAAAAUCCAAAGUACAAAUACCUUGUGAAGAGCAAGAAAGGAUCUCCUGGUCUCACUCGGCGGUUGUCCAAGACCCCGGUUGACAGUGCUGUUCUGGAAGGAGUGAAAGAGUUAUAUCUGGAAGCUGCCCACCAAAAUGGAGACAUGAUUGACCCAGAUCUACAGACAGGGCUGGGAGUUCUUUUCCACCUGAGUGGAGAAUUUAACAGAGCAAUUGAUGCAUUUAACGCUGCCUUAACUGUCCGGCCAGAGGACUAUUCAUUAUGGAACCGUCUCGGGGCAACGUUGGCCAACGGAGACCGCAGUGAGGAAGCCGUGGAGGCCUACACGCGAGCACUGGAGAUCCAGCCAGGCUUCAUCCGCUCCAGAUACAACCUGGGCAUCAGCUGCAUCAACCUGGGAGCCUACAGAGAAGCGGUCAGUAAUUUCCUCACCGCCCUCAGCUUGCAAAGGAAGAGCAGGAAUCAGCAGCAAGUUCCUCAUCCUGCAAUCUCUGGGAAUAUCUGGGCUGCCCUCAGGAUCGCGCUGUCUCUGAUGGACCAGCCGGAACUCUUCCAGGCGGCUAAUCUUGGUGACCUGGAUGUUCUCCUAAGAGCAUUCAACUUGGAUCCUUGAAGGAAAAGAAACCAAUAAAAAAUAAUAAUAAUACUCCGUCAUCUGUAUAACCAUAUCGAGAAAU
This is a messenger RNA of Ochotona curzoniae (black-lipped pika), 2258 nucleotides long. It is a transcript of the gene PEX5L, whose product is annotated as peroxisomal biogenesis factor 5 like. Lineage: Eukaryota; Metazoa; Chordata; Mammalia; Lagomorpha; Ochotonidae. The coding region runs from base 314 to 2194 and encodes 626 amino acids. Gene Ontology annotation, molecular function: protein binding. Gene Ontology annotation, cellular component: peroxisomal membrane; cytosol. Gene Ontology annotation, biological process: protein import into peroxisome matrix, docking. The transcript has 15 exons. The record is from RefSeq and is a predicted model, not a curated record.